CGGCCGGGCCGGGUGUUCGCCUUCCGCGACGCGGCUCCGGGCCCGACGGCGGGUCCGUCGGGGUCGGGGCCGCCGCCCCCGGUGCCGCUGGUGCUGGACAACGGGUCGUUCGAGGUGCGCGCCGGCUGGGCCUGCCCGGGGGCGGAGCCCGCGCCGCGCCUGCGCUUCCGCUCCGUGUGCGCGCGCAGCCGCGGGGGCGCGGGCGGGGCCGGGCCCCCCGCGCGCGCCCCCGCCGCCCCCGCGCGCGCCCCCGCCCCGCGCGCCCCCGGCCGGCCGGAGCCCCCGCGCGGCCUGCCGCGCUCCCCCUUCGACCGCGGCGUCCCCGUCAACCUCCACCUGCAGGAGCUGCUGCUCGACUCCACCUUCCAGCACCUCGGAGUCGCCUCCCAGGGCUGCGUCGAUCACCCUCUGGUGAUAACGGAAGCGGUGUGCAACCCCCUGUAUUCGCGCCAGAUGAUGUCCGAGCUGCUGUUCGAGUGCUACCGCGUGCCGAAAGUCUCCUACGGGAUAGACAGCCUCUACAGCUUCUACCACAACAGACGGAAAAACUCUCCCUUCAGCGGCCUCGUCGUUUCCUCCGGGUACCAGUGCACGCAUGUUUUACCCGUCUUGAAAGGCAGAUUGGAUGCCAAAAACUGCAAACGCAUCAAUCUUGGAGGAAACCAAUCAGCUAUAUAUCUGCAGCGUCUUCUUCAGCUAAAAUAUCCUGGACAUUUAGCAGCCAUCACUCUUAGUCGCAUGGAGGAAAUCCUGCAUGAACACAGCUAUAUUGCUGAAGACUAUGGGGAAGAACUGCAGAAGUGGAAGUCUGCCGAGUACUACGAGGACAACGUGCACAAGAUGCAGCUCCCUUUCUCCAGCAAGCUCCUGGGCAGCACCCUGACGGCCGAAGAGAAACAGGAACGGAGGCAGCAGCAGAUGCGGCGGCUCCAGGAACUCAACGCCCGCCGGCGGGAAGAGAAACUCCAGCUCGACCAGGAGAGGUUGGACCGACUGCUCUUCGUGCAGGAGCUUCUCGAAGACGGGCAGAUGGAUCGGUUCCAUAAAGCGCUGGUGGAGCUGAACAUGGACUCGGCCGAGGAGCUGCAGUCGUACAUACACAAACUGAGUUUGGCCGUGGAACAGACCAAGCAGAAAAUCCUGCAAGCGGAAGUCAACGUCGAGGUGGAUGUGGUGGACAGCAAACCAGAGACCCCCGACUUGGAACAGCUGGGCAGCGAGCAGUCGCUCGAAGAUGUGGAAAACAUAAACGACUUCGAACCUCUGUUUGCCGAGGAGACGGCCGAAGUCGAGAAGCCAGUUGCGACCGUGCAGCCCGUGUUUAACCUAGCAGAAUAUCACCAGCUCUUCCUGGGAACGGAAAGAAUUCGAGCCCCCGAAAUUAUUUUCCAGCCAUCCCUCAUAGGAGAAGAACAGGCGGGGCUGGCAGAAACGAUCCAGUAUGUUCUAGACAGGUUUCCUAAAGAAGUGCAGGACACCCUUGUCCAGAACGUUUUCCUCACUGGUGGCAAUAUGAUGUAUCCUGGGAUGAAAUCUAGGAUUGAGAAGGAACUGCUUGAAAUGAGACCUUUCCAGUCUUCUUUUCAGGUCCACGUGGCCUCUAAUCCUAUAUUGGAUGCUUGGUAUGGAGCUCGGGAUUGGGCCCUGGAGCAUAUGAACAGUGAAGAAGGGUGGAUAACCCGAAAAGAUUAUGAAGAAAAAGGCGGAGAGUACCUCAGAGAGCACGCCGCCUCCAACGUCCACGUCCCCAUCCGCCUCCCCAAACAGGCUUCACGGACAGCAGACGCGCCGGCGUCCGGCAAAGUGGCCGGAGCCGCUUUAAGCGGUCCCUGCGAACAGGUGUAGCGGAGCGCGCCCGAGGACACAGACUCCUCCCCCCGGAGCAGCGGAGUUGGGGAGAAUCAAUUCCAGUCCGCGAAACCACCGCCUGCAUCAGUUUCGGCGGGUCUGAUCUACCGGGCGACCGGACGGACCGUGAGAUCGUCGGUCGGUAGAGUCGACGACCGUGUGUCCGUAAUGAUGAGCCUCUCUUUUGGAGAAAGAGAUGGGUGACUUUUUUCUUUUGCCCAGUGACUCGAACUGGCGUAUAUCAGCGGUCGGAGAGCUUGAAGCAGCCUUAAGUUACGGUCAACCCAAGCAGCGUGAAUGGUGGAACUUCCGCGAUCGGCUCGCCUCGCAAAGCGCAAGUAAAGCUUAAGAGGAAAUAGUAGAAGGAGGCGGAGACGGACGAAACUCGGUUUGAAAUGGAAUGGGGAGUGUUUUAUUAAAUGUCGAUUUCCUUUUCUUUGAAACGUA
This is a messenger RNA of Ornithorhynchus anatinus (platypus), 2295 nucleotides long. It is a transcript of the gene ACTR5, whose product is annotated as actin related protein 5. Lineage: Eukaryota; Metazoa; Chordata; Mammalia; Monotremata; Ornithorhynchidae. Gene Ontology annotation, biological process: regulation of DNA-templated transcription. The record is from RefSeq and is a predicted model, not a curated record. The transcript has 9 exons. The annotation marks the transcript as partial. Gene Ontology annotation, cellular component: cytoplasm; Ino80 complex.